Molecule: messenger RNA, 1446 nt
Organism: Trachymyrmex cornetzi
Lineage: Eukaryota; Metazoa; Arthropoda; Insecta; Hymenoptera; Formicidae
Exons: 2
Coding region: 1-1446 (481 amino acids)
Source: RefSeq, a predicted model, not a curated record
AUGACACCCCCAACGGAAAAUGACGCGUUGGCGGCUAUACUUUCGCGGCAGACAGAGAUUCUUGAUCGAGUAUCUAUAGCGUCGGGUUUCACGAAUGUAGAUUCUAGAAUCAAAUUGCCAGUUAUCAAGUUGCCGCAUUUUGAUGGCAAAAUCGAAGAAUGGAAACGCUUUUCCGACAGCUUCCGUUCCAUUAUACAUGAAAGGUCUCAGUUAUCCACUAUCGAAAAGUUUCAAUAUUUAACUUCAUCCAUUUCGGGCGAUGCCGCGAAAAUCAUAGAGUCAAUAGAGUUGACGAGUCAGAAUUACGCUGCGGCAUGGGAAUUGCUACAGCAGCGUUAUGACGAUCCGAGAUCAUUAAAGAAAAGGCACAUACAGUGUCUAUUCACAAUGCCUGCGGUAUCGAAAGAGUCGGCGAAGGCUCUGCGGGAACUAAUCGAUUACACUUCUAGACAUCUACGAGUUUUGAAGGUGCUAGGCUCCCCCACGGAGACAUGGGACGAACUCAUCAUGCACAUGUUGGAAGCCAAGUUCGACAUAAGGACACUCAGAGCUUGGGAAGAAGAGAUUAAGUCGAACGAAAACGUCAAGCUAGAUGACAUGCUAAGUUUCUUAAGGAAUAGGUGUCAAACACUAGAGCGAAUUGAGUCCAGAAACGUUGACAAAACAGAAAAGCCCUCCAAGGAAGGUGAGCAACGUGGCAAGGCAAACUCUGCAACAGGGCUAAAAAAUAAAAGGCCGCUCUUGCAACCUCUUUCUCUUCAGUUUUUAGCAUUAUCGGUGGUUGACCGAAUUAAGGAAGUCAAACGUUUGAAGUUGUGUUCAAAUUGCCUGAGAAAUGACCAUUACGUCAAAACAUGCAAGAUGGGGCAUUGUCGAGAAUGUACUCAGAAGCACAACACAUUGUGCCACACGUCUAAGGAGGAUCAGAUAUCUCCGGCCAAGCCAGGUGGAUCGGAAUCUUUAGCCAAGGCUGGUUCCGAGCAGCCGGUCAACAAUGUAUCGGUUCAUCAUUCAUCCAAAAAAUCGAGUAAUCGUCGAGUGCUCUUGGCAACAGCAGUUGUAAAGGGAACCCGCAGCAACGGUUCUAAUAUAAUGCUACGUGCACUGUUAGAUAGUGCUAGCGAAGCCAAUUUUAUUACACAAGCAGCGCACAACCGAUUAGGUUUAAGGCGAAACAACAUUUCAGAAACUGUUACGGGUUUGAAUGGGGUAGAGAACAAAAUCUACAGCAUUUGCGAUGUACACGUCAAGUCAAGGUGUUCUGAAUUUGAAUUCAACACUCAGUUUCUAAUUAUCCCUAGAAUUACUAAAAACCUGCCAUCCGCGGAAAUGGAUUGUCAACGAAUUCAAAUUCCGGGAAAUCUUGAACUGGCAGACCCCGAGUUCUUUAAGAGUAGUCCGAUAGACAUGUUAAUCGGAGCCGAAUACUUUUUUUUGACUUGCUAG